GAGGGAGACGCCAUUGCGGGCUUGUUUGCGCGGCGGCGGCAGGUCGCGGCGGAGCUCGCGGGACGGGGCCGGCGGCGGGCGGAGGAACAUGUCCACCCCGGCCAGGCGGCGCCUCAUGAGGGACUUCAAGAGAUUGCAAGAAGACCCUCCUGUGGGUGUCAGUGGUGCACCAUCUGAGAAUAACAUAAUGCAGUGGAAUGCAGUUAUAUUUGGGCCGGAAGGUACCCCAUUUGAGGAUGGGACCUUUAAACUAGUAAUAGAAUUUUCAGAAGAAUAUCCAAAUAAGCCUCCAACUGUUAGGUUUUUAUCAAAAAUGUUUCAUCCAAAUGUUUAUGCGGAUGGUAGCAUAUGUUUAGAUAUUCUUCAGAAUCGCUGGAGUCCAACAUACGAUGUUUCAUCUAUUUUAACUUCAAUUCAGUCUCUGCUUGAUGAACCUAAUCCAAACAGUCCUGCAAACAGUCAGGCAGCACAACUUUAUCAGGAAAACAAACGCGAAUAUGAAAAAAGAGUUUCGGCUAUUGUUGAACAAAGCUGGAAUGAUUCCUAAUAGAUGGCUACUUUGUUAAUCUUCAUCCUCAUAAUCAUUGUGUACAAUUUAACUCUGAAUAGAAAGGCUACCAGAAAUUAAGUGCCACAAGUUCUAAGAAUUUGCAUACAAAUUGUUUGCAAAAAAUUAAGCCCUCCAGUUUAGAAACUUUAAAAGCUUGUGUAUCUUGAUUAACAUACUUUUUAUUGCAUGGUAUGAACUAAGUUAUUGCUACAUAAAUUUGUAAUAUAUCCUGUUUGUAUUUUUUUCCAAGUGUAUAAUGUUGGUGUGCAGUUUUCAUGACAGAAUAUACGCAUUUUGUAAAUCUGUACUUUUUCAAAUAUUGAAUGCCUUAUUUUUGAAUUCUUUAGAUUUUUAAAGUGGAGAAAAGCACUUAAAGUUUUUAUAUAUAAAUAUUACAUGUAAAACUGUUAAAUACAUAACCUCAGUGCAAGAUGUUCUGUCACUUUCUGUAUCUCUUUCAAAGGUUCAGUUUUAGCCUUAGAUUUUUCUUUCAAUACAUGCUGACACCAUGCACUUUACAAAUGUUCAGAAGAUUUUUGCCAUGAUGCUUAACAUUUGUCUUCAGUGGAGACAUGCCUAUCUAAUCGGCUUAAAUUGUUCCUGUAAAUCUCCUCACUUGUAUGAGGUAAGAAAGUAUUUAUCAUCCCCUAUUUUGAUGGGGAAACCAAAGCGCAGAUACAAUAAUGUGCCAGUAGUUACUGUAAAUUGGUAACAGAGGUACAAACAGCACUUGGAUCACUUGGCGCUAUCUUUCUCUUGCCAGUGAGAGGUUUAUUAGACUAAGACAUUGAUAAUUUGUCAUUUUCAGGGAAGGUAUUAAUUAUUUAAUAAGUUGAUUAUACAACAAGUAAACAUACCUAUAGUGCGAUUUCUGAGUGACCUCUCAUAUUUCAUAUUUUUCUGGUGAAUUUAUAAAUGAAAUUUUAGGCAGAGUAAAACAUAAUAGGGUAUUUUUAUCACAAUCCUUCUUCCAUAGGGAUUGAAAAGCAUUACCUAAUCUUUAUGUACCACUGAUUGUUAUCAUUUUUU
Molecule: messenger RNA, 1579 nt
Organism: Gavialis gangeticus (Gharial)
Lineage: Eukaryota; Metazoa; Chordata; Crocodylia; Gavialidae
Gene: UBE2B
Product: ubiquitin conjugating enzyme E2 B
Exons: 6
Coding region: 89-547 (152 amino acids)
Biological process (GO): protein polyubiquitination; DNA repair; proteasome-mediated ubiquitin-dependent protein catabolic process
Cellular component (GO): HULC complex
Molecular function (GO): ubiquitin conjugating enzyme activity
Source: RefSeq, a predicted model, not a curated record